Molecule: messenger RNA, 1554 nt
Organism: Asterias rubens (European starfish)
Lineage: Eukaryota; Metazoa; Echinodermata; Asteroidea; Forcipulatida; Asteriidae
Product: platelet glycoprotein Ib alpha chain-like
Exons: 5
Coding region: 85-1341 (418 amino acids)
Source: RefSeq, a predicted model, not a curated record
GCAACCAGACGCGUUCCUCCGUGUUCGCUUAAAGAAGGAAUUGUGCUUGUUGCUGCAGGCUGCAUCGAAGAAAAACUAUAAAAAAUGCAAAUAAUCGUGGGUUUGCUCGUAUUGGUUGUUGGCAUGCCUUACUCAAACGCCGUUGAGUGUUUAUCUAAAUGGAAUGCAAUUGGUAAUCAGUGUUACUAUGCCAAUCCUACCGCCACCUACACAUCACUCACAUGGGCCACAGCGAGGCAAACUUGCCUCAAAAUGGGGGCCGACCUUCCCGUCAUCGACACCGCUGCUGAGUUCGACGCACUGUACACGCUCACCGAGGUGUUGAGUAACAACGCGUGGUUAGGAUGUAAUUCUUCUUCAUGGGAGAAGUUCACCUGCGUAGACCACGACUCAUUCUACAACUCGGAGAAUUCCAGAGGACACUGGCCUUGGAAAGAAGGCCAACCUUCAUCGAUGGCUAGUAGUCAAUGUCUAGUGCUGAACGUGGUGGAUGAACUUGGCAAUGGAGUCUUGACAUCACUCUCGUGUGGCUCACUGCUAUCCUCGACUAUUCUGUGCGAACAAGCACCGACCAACACGCAGUAUAAUGUGAUCACCACUGACCCUGCAAUGACGGACGUCCCCUCCACUUUAGGUCAGGCUCAGCCCGAGCCUACCCGAGUGGCAACCACGGAAGGAUCAACCGAGACUUACAGGACGACUUAUCAUGUUCUUACCCGUGCCGGAACUGCUCCCUUGGUAACCUCUGCCGUGGUGACAACUGACGUGGUGACCAGCGAAGUGGUAAUUAGAGAAGGGGGAACCAGCGAAGGGGGUACCAGCAAAGGAGUAACCAGCAACGGGGUAACCAGCGAAGUGGUAACCAGCGAAGAAGUAACCACGAAGACCUUGUUUACUGGCGAGACUACCUCACCAGUAACUUCGACAGCUCCUCAAAAUUUAGAUCAGAUCCUAGCCGAGCCCAGUUCAGAGUUAAACACGAGAGUACAGACCGAGAUGUCGACCGUAGUGAGCACGACCUCGACUGGUGGAAAGAGCCCCGUUGAGACUACACAAGUGAAGGCACCCGAACCGUCCGAUAAGGUGACUGUUCAUAGCAGCUCACCAAACGAAGAAUCUGGGACAUGCUACGUCAUGAUGGAGCCCGAUCCCGAGUCUAAUAACCGCGCUCGAUGGCUCGUACCUCAGCCCGAUCCAUGCCUCUGCAAGCGGAUCCGUCUCGGGGGCAUAAACACCCAAACCACGGCCCGGCAGUACCCGGUGAAGUUCAUGGACACCGUGGUUGUCGGUCGGGACCCAGUUGAGAUUAGGAACUGGCUUGGAUGCCAAAACCGAGAAUAAAUCUCCAUGUGAGGUAUUCAUUAGUCACCCUUCGAUUCUGGUGAAACACCAGGGCUCAAUUUCGUCGAGCAGCUAAGCACACACAAAAUUGCUUAGCAUGAAAUUGUUGCCUUUUUGAUAAAAACAGGAUUACCAACCAGGAAUUUGUUUUUUCUGAUGCUGUUUCAGAUGCUGUUAAAAUUGAUGUUGCUGCUGCUGUUAAUACCGUAACUG